Messenger RNA from Felis catus (domestic cat), 1398 nucleotides. It is a transcript of the gene GCK, whose product is annotated as glucokinase. Gene Ontology annotation, biological process: glycolytic process; glucose 6-phosphate metabolic process; intracellular glucose homeostasis. Lineage: Eukaryota; Metazoa; Chordata; Mammalia; Carnivora; Felidae. Gene Ontology annotation, molecular function: ATP binding; glucokinase activity; mannokinase activity. The record is from RefSeq and is marked provisional. Gene Ontology annotation, cellular component: cytosol; mitochondrion.
AUGCUGGACGACAGAGCCAGGAUGGAGGCCACCAAGAAGGAAAAGGCAGAGCAGAUCCUGGCGGACUUCCAGCUGCAGGAGGCCGACUUGAAGAAGGUGAUGUGGCGGAUGCAGAAGGAGAUGGCGCGAGGCCUGCGGCUGGAGACCCACGAGGAGGCCAGCGUGAAGAUGCUGCCCACCUACGUGCGCUCCACCCCGGAAGGCUCUGAAGUUGGGGACUUCCUCUCCCUGGACCUGGGCGGCACCAACUUCAGGGUGAUGCUGGUGAAGGUGGGGGAGGGCGAAGAGGGGCAGUGGAGCGUGAAGACCAAGCACCAGAUGUAUUCCAUCCCCGAGGACGCCAUGACGGGUACUGCUGAGAUGCUCUUUGACUACAUCUCUGAGUGCAUCUCCGACUUCCUGGACAAGCACCAGAUGAAGCACAAGAAGCUGCCCUUGGGCUUCACCUUCUCCUUCCCCGUGAGGCACGAGGACAUCGACAAGGGCAUCCUCCUCAAUUGGACCAAGGGCUUCAAGGCCUCAGGAGCAGAAGGGAACAACAUCGUGGGGCUCCUACGUGAUGCCAUCAAACGGAGAGGGGACUUUGAAAUGGACGUGGUGGCGAUGGUGAAUGACACUGUGGCCACGAUGAUCUCCUGCUACUAUGAAGACCGCCGGUGUGAGGUUGGCAUGAUUGUGGGAACAGGCUGCAAUGCCUGCUACAUGGAGGAGAUGCACAACGUGGAGCUGGUGGAAGGGGACGAGGGCCGCAUGUGCGUCAACACCGAGUGGGGCGCCUUCGGGGACUCCGGAGAGCUGGACGAGUUCCUGCUGGAGUACGACCGCGUGGUGGACGAGAACUCCCUGAACCCCGGGCAGCAGCUAUACGAGAAGCUCAUCGGCGGCAAGUACAUGGGCGAGCUGGUGCGGCUCGUGCUGCUGAAGCUCGUGGACGAGAACCUGCUCUUCCGCGGGGAGGCCUCGGAGCAGCUGCGCACGCGCGGCGCCUUCGAGACGCGCUUCGUGUCGCAGGUGGAGAGCGACUCGGGCGACCGCAAGCAGAUCUACAACAUCCUGAGCACUCUGGGGCUGAGGCCCUCAGCCACCGACUGCGACAUCGUGCGCCGCGCCUGCGAGAGCGUGUCCACACGCGCCGCGCACAUGUGCGCCGCGGGGCUGGCGGGCGUCAUCAACCGCAUGCGCGAGAGCCGCAGCGAGGACGUGAUGCGCAUCACCGUGGGCGUGGACGGCUCUGUGUACAAACUGCACCCCAGCUUCAAGGAGAGGUUCCACGCCAUCGUGCGCAGGCUGACGCCCAGCUGCGAGAUCACCUUCAUCGAGUCGGAGGAAGGCAGCGGCCGAGGCGCCGCCCUGGUGUCCGCGGUGGCCUGUAAGAAGGCCUGCAUGCUGGGCCAGUGA